GUGGCAUUAAUCUGCAAAAAAAAAAAAAAAAAGAAAAAGAAAAAAGUCACAGUGAAAAUGCAUCAGCUCCACUCUGUCCUCCUGGUAGCAGCUCAGACUUUUCCAGGCUGCCCUGCUGCUCUGUGGGUGGAGCUACAUCCACCAACGAGCUGCUGCUGCUGCUGAGGCUGGUUCCUAAGACAACCCAGGAAACAUGCAUUUGCAUUAGCGAGCCUCGCUUCAAGCAGCCACACCGGAGAGAGCUGCAUGUCUGCGCGACACAAGGCAGGAACACUGUGGUCGUACUGCACCGACAGCGGAUAUAUGAUGCAAAGCACCUCAGCGACCGUUUGAAGCCGAGCUUUCUGCGUGAACCUGCACACUGACUGAACCCAUUUUCUGCACAGAGACCUCUGGCUUUGUUCCACCACCCACAAGAUGCAUAUGAAUAGCUUAUUAAAUCAAUGGACGGACAUCUCCAGAAUGUGUGAUGUGGACGUGUCCUCAGAGCCCACCAGUCCAACUCUUUACGGUGAAUCUUCAGAUAAAUACUACCAUGUGGAUCGCUGGCAGAAGCUUCGCACAGCUGUCCGCAAACUGGAGUUUUGGGAAAACUUCAGUGCUGAGCUAAUCGGGAGCGGCUUUUUCUCCAAAGUCUAUAAGGUGAUGCACAGCACUAGUCGGAAGGUGAUGGUGGUGAAGAUCUACAAAAACGACGUAGACCAAGACAGCAUUGUACGAGAGAUUAGCCUGCUGCAGAAACUUUCCCACCCCAACAUCGUCAGAUAUCUGGGAAUCUGUGUGAAAGAAGACAAACUCUAUCCAAUCUUAGAGUAUGUGAACGGUGGCUGUCUGGAGGAGCUUCUGGCCAGGAAGGAUGUUCCUCUGUGUUGGAGAGAGAAGGUGGACCUGGCCUGUGACAUCAGCAGAGGAAUGAUCUACCUGCACUACAAGAACAUUUACCACAGAGACCUCAACUCGAAGAACUGUCUGAUCCGGGUGACAUCUCGGGGUCGGGAGGCUCUGGUGACAGAUUUUGGCCUGGCCAGGGAAGUAGUAGAGCUGCCAGUGAAAGACCCCGGCAGGAAGCUCUCACUGGUGGGCUCAGCCUUCUGGAUGGCCCCUGAGAUGCUCAGAGGAGAGCCAUACGACCGCAAGGUGGACGUUUUCUCCUUUGGCAUUGUUCUCUGUGAAGUCCUGGCCAGGAUCCCUGCUGACCCAGAGAUACUCCCCAGAACCCAGGACUAUGGGCUGGAUGUGAACGCAUUCAGGGAGCUGGUGACUGACUGCCCUCAGCGUCUCCUGGAGUUAGCAGCUAGCUGCUGUAUGAUGGAGUCCUUCCGACGUCCAGCGUUUACAGAGUUGCUGGACGAGAUGAGCGAAGUCGCCGAGAGUCUGGAGCCACCACCGAAAUCUGACCUGACCACGAGCUGAGCGGUGCGUCUGUAAAUCCCGCUUGUCCUGCAUCAGCAGCGGAGGCUCUGGGAUCAGUAUUGGUUGCUGUCUGGACGGUAGCCUGGACGGAACAAAAAACACACUUGGAUAAUCCGUGGCAUCCCUCUGCUCCUCCACACAACACACGACAUGGCUGAACUUGUCUCCACUGAGCUGCUGCAAGUAUAGUGUGUUUCCAGAGAGCAGUGGAAACUCUCCUGACGUCUGUGGACACUUUGCUUUGACCACCUUUGUGUACAGAUCAUUAGUAGUUAGGAGUGAAUACACUCGUUUUUGUUGUUUUUUUGACUAAACUGGCUCACCCUCUCCUCCUUUCUUUGUAGGGGUUUGUUUGUAACUGACGACACAGAUCAUCAGGUCUGUUGACGUUAUAUUCCUCCUCUGUCUGCUCUCCUUGUCCCUUUCGAUCCUACAGGUCUGGACUCUUCUCCAUCAGGAAGCUUCAUUUGUUAAAUGAGCGCUCUGCUCUCUGCUUGGACUUCAACAAAGGGAUCGCUUCAUACACGAUGGGACACAAAAAUCCUUUAGAAAGCAGAGCAAACUUGAGUAUGAGAUUUAAGUUUGACUUGAAAGAGUUGGAUUCAGGUUAACAAUUCAUAAUCACAGUUCCAGUUACAGUAUAUCAUGUGGUUCAGUUUUAGCUAUUUGUUUUCCCAUAAAAUGACUGGUUUUGUUGAAAAAUAAUGAAAACCUCCCAACAUAUCUCAUUUCCAGGAACAAAAGAAUAAUAAUUUAGCGCCUUUAGCUUUAUUAAAAAGAAUUACUUUGCAGUUUGAAUUAUCAAGUGGAUUUUGCUCACAAGAACUUCAAAUGUCUCUCCAGUGAAAUCACAUAAAUGUUUUAGUUAAAUAUGCACAGUCUAAUGUCUGCAUCGGCUUUUGCUUCGUCAUAUUUUGUGUUAUUUUUCUGGGUUUAAUGGAGUUAUUUUGAUCUGAAUAUGUGCAUGUAAAUAUUUAAGCUUUUCUCUUUCACUCUGCUUUUUUCUUUCUUUUUGUUUUUCUAUUCUGCCACACAUUCUUUUUCUUGUUGUGGUUAUGUGUGUGGUCCCAGAGAUUUUUCAGGCAGCUAUGAUACAUGAUGCAUUUGAUUUAUAUCCUAUUAACUUUAUUUUGCCUUUUAUGAUGAAAAAAAAAUGAAAUGAUCUAUAACUUUAUUUCCCAUUUAGCAGACAGCUCUCCAUUCGAGGGCAUAAAUAUUCAUUUUGCAUUUAGUAGUCACUGUUUUUAGUUUUCACAUUCCAUCAUGGAAAACAAAUGGAACCAUUUUCAUUUAAUCUACUUCAAUAAAGUUUGGGAAAAAAAAGUUUGUAUGAAUGUGUAUCAUAAGACGACUUCAUCAUGUUAUAUAUUUCUGUGUAAUUACACAUGGAUGCACAGAAAGAUGUCUCUGUUAAAGAGAGCUGGGUACCAGAGUAAAAGAUAUCACAACAGACUGAGUAUGAAAAUGAAAAACAUGACAGCUCCUCAAAAGCGAAGCCAAAUAGAAUUUUGAUCAUAUUUGUACAAUAGGAGGAAGUUGUGACUAUAGACUGUAUAUAAAAGAUGGACAUAACCUGUAGAUCUGAAAAGUGAAGCCAAGUGCUUUAGACCUGUGUUGUUUCUAACAGCCAGCAGGGGGCGACUCCUCUGGUUGAAAAUGGAAGUCUGAUUGUAUAGAAGUCCAUGAGAAAGGGAUUCUACUUUCCCCCUGCCAGUGACGUAAUGGUCUCAGUCGCUUGAUAGAAGACUUUUGAAUACACUAUGAUAUUUAGAGUAAAACACACAGCAAAGCAGAGUAUGUUCUAGGGCAGGAUUACCUUGUGAUCGGCAGGUUGGUACUGUAUAUAUGUGUAUGUGCAGUGUGUGUGUGUGUGUAGUGUGGUGGAGUUUCCAGUCAGAUAAACUCAUGGCUUGUUAAGUCCAGUUUCAUGGCGACAUGACAGAACUCCUCAAAAUUCCUUUCUUUUCUUUUAAAGCCUUAAAAAGUUAGUGAACAAUCCAGAGAGUGAUGUCACAGGACCUAUUAAAAGUAUUCAACCCCC
Molecule: messenger RNA, 3454 nt
Organism: Stegastes partitus (bicolor damselfish)
Lineage: Eukaryota; Metazoa; Chordata; Actinopteri; Pomacentridae
Product: dual specificity testis-specific protein kinase 1
Exons: 10
Coding region: 418-1413 (331 amino acids)
Biological process (GO): actin cytoskeleton organization; protein phosphorylation
Cellular component (GO): nucleus; cytoplasm
Molecular function (GO): protein serine/threonine kinase activity; ATP binding
Source: RefSeq, a predicted model, not a curated record